Messenger RNA from Bemisia tabaci, 1504 nucleotides. The record is from RefSeq and is a predicted model, not a curated record. Lineage: Eukaryota; Metazoa; Arthropoda; Insecta; Hemiptera; Aleyrodidae.
AUGAAAACCCAGACCGUUUUUGAGGACUUAUUCUCUGAAAAUCCCGUGCGAUCCUGCGUGCCAAUCCAAGAGCUUCACCCCGAUCAUCCCUUCCAUGAACCUUUGACCGGGUGCGUAGGCAACGUGCCUUCCAAUCUAUUUAGAGGCUUUGCGUCCCCGCUCUGGACCCCGUUAAAUAUCAUCCUCUUGAACCUUGUUGUCUCAGACUUCUGUGUUGGUUUGAUGGGCAAUCCUUUUCCACUGAUAUCUGCAAUUUAUCACUAUUGGAUUUUCGGUACUACUUGGUGCCAGGCCUACGGAUUUUUCAUGUCUCUCUUAGGUAUUAAUGCAAUUACGACGCUGACGGUGUUGGCGUUCGAGCGGUACCUGAUGAUCGCGCGGCCGUUCUGCGCCCACCGACUGACCACGCGGACGGGGGCGUUUUGGCUCAUCGGAGCCUGCUGGGUCCACAGCCUCGUCGUCACCGUCCCGCCUCUCGUCGGAUGGGGCGAGUACGUCAACGAGUCCGCAAAUAUCAGCUGUUCCGUGAACUGGGAGCGGCAGGAUGUGAAUAAUACUUCCUACAUAGUCUUCCUUUUUGUGUUCGGGCUCUUCGUCCCUGUGAUAGUAAUAACAGUUUCCUAUGUCGGGAUCGUCCGAACUAUGAGGCGGAACAUCCGGGGGAUGCGGCAAGUGACGCGGGCGGAGCGGAGGGUGGUGUACAUGGUGGGCCUGAUGAUCGUGGCGUUCCUGAUCGCGUGGACGCCGUACGCGGUGCUCUCGAUGCUCGUCGCCAUCUGGGGCCGCAACGACCUCGUCUCUCCCGGCCUCUCCGUCAUCCCGGCCAUCGUCGCCAAGAGCAGCAUCUGCUACAACCCCAUCAUCUACGUCGCCCUCAACACCCAGUUUCGACCGGCGUGGAACCGGUUGCUGGGCCGGAAGAACUCGGACAACGGCUCGAUGGAGGCCGGCAACACGAACGGGAGUCCGACGACCUAUCCGUCCAUCAUGAACGCCGACUCCUCGUUCCUGCGGCGCCCGCCGGGGGGCGGCGCCGUCUUCCUCCACCUCAAGUCCGGCGCAGCCCUCAAGACCCUCUCCCGCAAGAUGAAGGAGCUUUCCGACCGGAAGUUCCAGCGGAACCCGCCCUCGCCACCCCCGGCGCCCCUCCACAUAACCCCCCUCCCUCUCGCCCUCGCCUGUGAUAACCACAACACCUUCGGCUCGGUCGGCCUCGAGCUCCUGGGCUCGGAGGGACGCCCCGCCAGGCUCGUCGAGUCGGGGUCCUGGCCCAAGAUCCUCGUCAUCACCAACUCCUUCAGGGCCGAGGAGAUCGCCCCCGACACCGCCCACAAGGGCCCCAGGGACCACUUGCGCCGGAGCCAGUCCCUCGACGAGACUUCGUGAUACCGGCGCGUGCCAGAGGCUUGGCACAAAUUGUAGGUUAUGUUGUACAGACCUAGUUUGUAGCUACGGAUAAGUUUGUGAUAUAAAGAUUGAACGACAUGACUUGUAUGUCACCGAA